AUGUCUCUGCCUCCGAUUAUCAAUUCUCCUCUAUUCAAUAGCUCAUACUUUAACUCGUCUAAUGGCUAUCUGACACUAACCACAGGCGAUCAACGCUAUUUGAGACUUGGCGGAAUCUGUCCGGUCUUGGUUAUCUUUCUGGAGUUACUCCUGGUGCUGCCAGCGCAAGCAAAUCGCUUGUUCUUGAUUCAAGCAGCAACAUUAGCGUAA
This is a messenger RNA of Phytophthora nicotianae INRA-310, 210 nucleotides long. RefSeq lists its product as hypothetical. Bases 1 to 210 code for a protein of 69 amino acids. NCBI's taxonomy places the organism in Eukaryota, Oomycota, Peronosporomycetes, Peronosporales, Peronosporaceae. The record is from RefSeq and is a predicted model, not a curated record. The transcript is spliced from 2 exons.